UAAGAGUUUAUGGAGUUUUCUGUGUGAUCCGCGCCCACCAAAACAAAUAGUGCUGGGUCUAAAAAAUUCAUGAAUGACUAACUGAAUGUAUGCAAAGAAGACCUACUGGAUAGCUAACAGUAAAGGAACAUAUUAGUGAGACAAGGUAAAAGUUUAAUAAGUAACAAUAAAAUCACGUGAUCAAAAUUGUUGUUGUCCUCAUACGCAUUAAAUUGUGUAUUCUUUUAUAGAAUUCUUUAUCAUUUAAAUCUUAAUCUAACAUUAAGGCUAAUCUCAAAAAUAUAAUUACAUAUAUAAAUUAAUUACCAAGAAAAUUUUGGUCGCCGCCCCUCCGCCUCUGUCACCAUGGUAACGGUGUAAACAACAACAUGGCGGUGACAUUACGUCAAGCUGUGGCGCCGGGGGGCGUAUACGACCUCCCUAAAGUAUCAUACAGCGAUUCCACCAAGUUACUUAUAAAAGAACUGAUCAAGGAGGCCUCUGUCAGCGCCCAGCACCAGCGGCAAAUUGAGCGAUGGGUGGGCGGCGGGCUAGGCCUCCCUCCCCACCGUGCCCUCACCGUGCCAAGCCAGGCGCCGCUCCCUCCCUCCUGCCAGGCCACACCACCACGCCCACACUUCCAAACCAAGAGAUCCCACGAGGCGAUUCGCAAAAUGGGACUUUAUGAACCUAACAAACUCUACGUCCCACCCCAGCCAAAAUAUGGGCCAGGCUCGAAGGAGAGGUGCCAGGAACUGAUGGCUUUUGGCAGGGAGGGAGCUGGAUCACACAUCACCACCAAGAAAGUGCCUCAACACCCUGCCACUCCCUCAACACCAGUUGACCGCUUCUCAGAGUUGAUGAGGGAGAUGGAGGAGCGUGUGGUGUGGCUGGAGUCUAUGGAGGCGGUGGGUGCUGGACAGAAAUACCGUGGCCUCAUUGCCUCACAACUCGCUCUGAAGCUCAGGGACUUGGAACUGCUUGACCAAGAGCGAGCCAGAGACCUUGCCAAAGCAGAGAGGCAAGCAGCAGCAACCAAGGAUCACAAAGAAUGAUGUUGUCCAGCAAAUGGACAAGAGUCUCACAGACUGAGAACAGUUUCUUAGUGAGCAGUUUUGUAUUAAAGUGAUAAACAAAUAAAGAUAGACAAAUUUUGAAAUAUUUGUGUUGAUUAAUUGUUGACACACAUCAUGCAACACCAUUGUCAUGAUCUUAAGCUCUUCUAUCUUGAGCCAUUUGCAGGGAAUGCAUUUUCACAUUAAUUUUAUGUAGUAUUAUUUGUCACCAACCAUGCACUCCUCAGAAGCUUCCAGUCAUGAAUAUAUGUUCUUUUGUUUAGGUGGCACAUAAAGUAUGUACUGUUCACAUACCAUGAAUAAAAUGUCUACUAUAUAUUCAGUAGUUUGUUGAAUUUUAAAUAAAAUUAUCAAUAAGUAUGUAUGGCACAUAUUUUGAGAGGUAUGCAUAUACAUCUUAUGCAUAAGUUACUGUUGGCUCAUUUCAGUGUUCUGCUGACACUGAGGCAACUGUAGCCAUAAUUUGAGAAUGUUCCGCUGCUGUACCAAGAAAUGCCAUGUAGGUUUGUAUCCAAAAGUUUGUCUUGAAAGUCCCUUCUCUGAACUAAUGUAGAAAUAAAGUUUCUUACCAUGUAGAAAUAGUUGAUAGUAAAGUUCAUAUACAUGACUAUGCAUUGUAGUGUUGUAGACCGUCUACCUGCUCUCGGCAAGGUAUAAAAAGUCCAGACAAAAAAAACUCAAGGGAAGGGAAAACCACAAGCAGUGACUUGCAAUACCACAAAACAAGCAGCAAGAUUUAAACUUUUCUAGAUCUUGUUCAAUGUAACACCCUCAGGGGAUGGACCUCAAUGGAAGAGUUCCUGUCUAUGCACUCCUAAUUAGGCCUGCUCUCAUGUCAACUUUAAUUACCUUCAUCCAAGAAAACUGCAAGGGAAUCAUGAGGAUGUCAUCAUUAAUUAAAUUAGUUGCUGCACAAGACUUUCUGGGUUUGUUCCACAGCAGCACUCCUGCCAAGUCAUCAUAGUACAAUGAACUGCUACUGCAGCAGCUGUAUAUAACAACUUUACAUGU
Molecule: messenger RNA, 2066 nt
Organism: Portunus trituberculatus (swimming crab)
Lineage: Eukaryota; Metazoa; Arthropoda; Malacostraca; Decapoda; Portunidae
Product: UPF0193 protein EVG1-like
Exons: 4
Coding region: 369-1034 (221 amino acids)
Source: RefSeq, a predicted model, not a curated record